UUUCUAACUUUACCGAAGUCCAGCUCGGUCCUCAGACACGUCUUUAUCAAAACAAGAUGAAAAAGUUCCUGUUGUUGCUUCUCUUCUGUCACGUCUCAUCUCCAGUGAAACACUCACUCAAGUUUUUUGAAACUGCAUCUUCUGGAGUCCCAAACUUCCCAGAGUACAUGGUUGCUGCAGUGCUGGAUGAAGUUUUGGUGGGUUACUGCGACAACAAGAUAAAGAUACUAGAACCCAAACAGGACUGGGUGAAAACAAUUUUAGAAAACAAUCCUCAGCAGUUGGAGUUUUACACUCAAAGAUGUUUUGAGAUUGUGCCAAUCUUCUUGAAAGCCAAAAUGGAUAACUUAAAGCAACGCUUCAACCAAAGUGGAGGUGUCCACAUUCUCCAGAGUAUGUGUGGCUGUGAGUGGGACGAUGAGACUGGAGAGGUCGAUGGUUUUAAUCAGUAUGGUUAUGAUGGAGAAGACUUCCUAGCAUUGGACCUGAAGACAUCGACAUGGAUCGCUGCAAAACCACAGGCUGUCAUCACCAAACAAAGUUGGGAUGCUGACAAAUCUAGAAUAAAACGCAUUGAGAUUCUCUUCACUCAGAUAUAUUCUGAAUGGCUGAAGAUGUAUUUGAACUACAGCGAGAGCUCUCUGCUGAGAAAAGAUCUUCCCUCAGUGUCUCUCCUCCAGAAGUCUCCCUCCUCUCCAGUCAGCUGCCACGCUACAGGUUUCUACCCUGACAGAGCCAUGAUGUUCUGGAGGAAAGAUGGAGAGGAGCUUCAUGAGGACGUGGACCUCGGAGAGAUCCUCCCCAACCACGAUGGAUCCUUCCAGAUGAGUGUUGACCUGGACCUUUCAUCAGUCCCAGCUGAAGACUGGAGGAGGUACGACUGUGUGUUUCAUCUCUCUGGUAUGAAGGACGACAUCAUCACCAAACUGGACAAAGCAGAGAUCAGGACCAACAGAGAGGAGCCCACUAACAUGACCAUCCCCAUCAUCGCUGUAGUGGUUGUACUGGCUCUCGUCCUCCUCGCUGUGAUCGGAGUCCUAGUUUACAGAAAGAAGAAAGCCAAAUGCCCUCCAUCUCCUGACAACAGCUCUGAGCUCUCUGAGAAACUGAAUCCAGACUCUAACUCCUAAACCCAUCACCCUGCACACAGUGAGUUGACGUGAACUAUUCACACAAAGCUGCCAUAAACUCUGUGAAACCUUCUGGGAUUGGUUCUUUAUCCCCUGGGAAACCUCUGGGACACAUCGGAGCUGUAAAGAACAUCUCUGACUUGGGGCGCCUGGAUAGCUCACCUGGUAGAGCGUGCGCCCCAUGUACAAAGGCUCAGUCCCUGUCGUAGCGACCAAAGGUUCUCUGGUUGUAUCAGAUCACCGGGGGCAACGCUGCAAAUCAGUCAGCAACAUCCAGAAACAUGCUGUGCCGGAGAUGUCGGUGUAAAUGUAAAUCUGUGUUACUCCUGGGCCCAGUUUUUCUAAAGAUUUAAUCUGGAUGAAAUUGAUCCGGAUUUGGAAAUCCCAUGUUUUGCUAUCCAGGAUCACCUGAUCCAUCUUACUUUAUGCCAGUUUUUUAAAGGAACAUUGGAUUGGAUCACUGUGAUCCAAAUACCAAAUUUCAGGAUGACCAAAUCCUGUUUACCAGAGCCUUAAAUGGAACCAACAGUGUAGCCUACUGGCUGAGCAAAGAACAACAGGUAGGCAAAAUACUGGUGGCCACAAAUGGACAUUGUUUUAAUUUUAAGAAACAGAAACAUUUUACAUUCCCUAUUUUGUUAUAAUGUUAAAUAACAAAACAAAAACAAUACUAUCGAAUAGUCCAUAUCUCAUUAGAUGUGACAUGCUUCAUAUAUGCUUGAAAUAUGAAGAAAUGUGUAUAUCAUCAGUAAACCUUUAUUUUAUGAUCAUUCACUUAAAAAAAACCCUCUUUGAUUUUAUUUGGUUCCAAAAAUCACAACUGAAUCCACCCUUCUAAUGGGAUCAGGAUAAUCCUGUUUUUUUUUUGAUCAAAUAGAUUCCAAACCAAGUUCAAACUUUUGAAAAACCCAAAGGGCAGGUUUGAUCCAGAUCACAUGUAAGAUCGGAUUACAUGAUCUGAUCUUAGUUCAGAAUCCCUCUUUUGCUUUUGAAAAACCCAUUUCCAAGAUUUGAUCCAAUCCGUGAUCCGAAAUCCCACUGGAUUACUUUUGAAAAACUGGGCCCUGGUCCAUACACACACACAUACACACACACACACUAUAAACUUCAGUUCAGUAUUUAUUUUCCAGUUGUGUAAAUAGUUAGUUUGUAUAUUUCUUUAAAACUGAAGAUCUUGUUUUGAUUCCAACCAGGCUUAAGUAAGAAAUAAUUUAUGUCUUUCAGAUUUUUCUUAAUUCAUCAGGAGUGCAUUGUUGUUUUUGUUUCAUAAGAUCUAUCUUUUGAUCUGUUUUGAAACCUAAUUAUAUUUUAGUUUUAGCUGAGACAAAGGGUUGUGGGAUGUUUUCAGCUUCUCAGCUCACUGAUAGAAAUGUUGUAAAUAUUUGCUGCUAUUUUGGGAGGACGGACGUUUUCUGUCUUAUUUUUAUGAACAUAAAGAAACAGCAAUGCUCCAAAUCUCUUCUUGUGUUGGGUUAAGUAUGAAUGUUGAAUGAAGUUGUCCUGAUAUUUUAUUCCUUUUGUACGUCUGUUUUGCUUUUCAAUGAAGUCCUUACAGU
Perca fluviatilis (European perch) is the source of this 2686-nucleotide messenger RNA. Its product is annotated as major histocompatibility complex class I-related gene protein-like. The record is from RefSeq and is a predicted model, not a curated record. Gene Ontology annotation, biological process: immune response. Bases 57 to 1130 code for a protein of 357 amino acids. Gene Ontology annotation, cellular component: external side of plasma membrane. NCBI's taxonomy places the organism in Eukaryota, Metazoa, Chordata, Actinopteri, Perciformes, Percidae. The transcript has 6 exons.